Messenger RNA from Dunckerocampus dactyliophorus (ringed pipefish), 3850 nucleotides. RefSeq names its product arrestin domain containing 1b (gene arrdc1b). Gene Ontology annotation, molecular function: ubiquitin protein ligase binding; ubiquitin-like ligase-substrate adaptor activity. Gene Ontology annotation, biological process: protein transport. Bases 45 to 1361 code for a protein of 438 amino acids. The transcript has 8 exons. NCBI's taxonomy places the organism in Eukaryota, Metazoa, Chordata, Actinopteri, Syngnathiformes, Syngnathidae. Gene Ontology annotation, cellular component: cytoplasm. The record is from RefSeq and is a predicted model, not a curated record.
GAGAGCAAAGCAUCGCGUCCGAGGCAGAGUAGCGGAGCGCCGCCAUGGGAAAGCUACAAGAAUUUGACAUCACUUUCGCCAACAAUAAGGUGGUUUACAGUCCGGGAGAGUCUAUCAGCGGAACUGUGAAAAUACGAAUCAGCAACUCCCUGCAGUACAAAGCCAUCAAGGUCAACUGUAAGGGCUCAUGUGGGAUCUCAACCAAAGUGACUGACGCCUCGUGGACUCUAGAGGAACAGUACCUAAACAGCACACUAUCUAUUGCUAGCAAAGGAACUCUGGCAGCUGGCGAACACAAUUUCCCUUUUCAGUUUCUUAUCCCAGCUGCUGCACCAACUUCAUUUGAAGGACCUUUUGGAAAGAUUGUUUACAGCGUGAGAGCGGCCAUUGACACGCCUCGCUUUGCAAAGGACUACAAAGCCCAGAGGCCCUUCUACCUUCUCAACCUCCUCAACCUCAAUGAGGUGCCAGACAUUGACCACUUGAGCUAUGCUGUUGCCACAAAGAAGUUUAACUACCUUCUGGUAAAGUCUGGGACCCUGAUGCUUAAAGCUCACACUGACCUUAGAGGCUACAUUCCUGGUCAGGUGAUCAAGUUAGCCACAGAGAUCCACAACAAGUCUGGGAAAGACACAGGAUGUGUUCUGGCAAGUCUCUUACAGAAAGUGACCUAUAAGACCAAUCGGCCCGUGUUUGACCUCCGAACCAUCGCCGAAGUGGAGGGAGCUGGAGUGAAGGCAGGAAAACACGCUGAGUGGAGAGAGCAGAUCAUUGUUCCUCCUCUUCCUCAGUCAGCUUUAGCUGGCUGCAGCCUCAUAGAUAUCGACUAUUUCAUUCAGGUAUCACUCAAAUCUCCAGACGCAGUAGUCAGUCUGCCCAUCUACAUUGGGAACAUUGCCGUGAACUUGUCUCCAGCCGGGACUUUGCCUUCCAGUCCAGACCACUCCGGUGUGGCAGCGGCACCCAAUGCAGCAGGAGUGACACCCAGCGCCCCUCCGGCUGAGGACGAUGUACAGCAGUGUGCAGCUGGUGCAGCCAGCGAUGAGAUCCCCACAAAGAGACAUUCUCAGCAGGAUCCCUCUGGUCAGCCUGUUGCCAUGUCGCCGAGUGCUUUCAGCCAUGCACCUGGUGCAACGUUGCCUCCCAGCCACAGACAACCAGGCGCUCCGGCCCCCUUGUUCUGUGUUUCGACGGGGACCACAAUACCGUUUUUCACAGAGGGAGACCCCACACCUCUGCCCACUUCUUGUUCUCUCAUCCUCCCACCAGAGUACAGCAGCUGGGACUACCCUCAUGAGCCUCCACCCUCUUACGAAGAAAGCUGCAGCAGUACAAACUUCAGUUUUGACAGUAGACAAUAGAAGAAAAAGCAGGCGAUGAAGCACCGCCCACACCUUUCUACACUCACCUCUGGACAAAACAUGAUGGAAAUCCCAUGGGUGAUGAAAGGACUGACUCCAAAGAUAAAUGUGUCUUCUAUAAGUAAAAGGGAUCAUGUCUUAUAGUGAAUAUAAUCAUCUUAUACUGAACUCACAUCCCAUCAGGUAGCGAUGGACUGAGCAGCUUAGCAUCAUUGGAAAGAUUUCAUAUCAGAUUUGACUCUUCUUGCUUCAAGGAAACAAUUUUUUUUGUCAGUGCUCUGAUUGUUGCACAUAUUAGCCAAACAGCAGGUGAGACUAUCCUGUACUAUCCUGGACAGGCCACCACCCGGGGACUGUAUAGUUCCGUCUGGGGUCUUAACUGCCCACAUGUGCAACUGCAUAACAACGGAUGAUGGUUGUUGUCGGACCUGUGUUCCAGAUGUGUCAGGCCAUGACAAACGUCACAGUUGCUUCUGUGACCUUGGGUCUCUGACACUCAGGUGAAGUGGAGCCAAUUCCUGUGCAGGUGAGUCGGAUUUGGUAUCUCCUCUUAAAAAGGGGGCAACAUGUUCUCUGAAGGUCCUUGGGUUCUCGAGUUACACCUACAACUUGAGAAGAAGUUCAGAGGAGGAGUUGUGAACGGAAUUCCUAGAAAUCCAGAAACAUAAAUAUCUUUUUUUGGAAAAAAAAAAAAAAAAAGCAGGUUAUGUGACCCGUGGGAUAAUCUUCUGUGGUACGAGUGACUAUUAGCCAGGCUUGUAGCCCCAGUGAGAGAUUUUAUCCUUUAAAUCUCAAAUGCUUUCCUUAGUCAUCACCUCCGUUUGUGAGCUUCAUUCAUUUUCUAUGUUGCUUGUCCUCACCGGGAUCGUAGCAGUAUGCUGGAGCCUAUCCUAGCUGACUUUGGGGUGAGCAUCAUAGAUGAAAUGUGGUUUCCUGUGCAGAUUGGCUGGACUUAGCCUUAAAUGUUCAAACCCUCAAGAUGAGUUUGACAGUUUGGGUCUGUCAUUUUUAUUACCAGGCUCGCCGCAGUGUUUCGCCUGUCCGGUUUAAGAAUACCAUCCAUCCAUUUUCUGUACUGCUUGUCCUCACUAGGGCCGCGGGUAUGCUGGGGACUAGCCCAGCUAUCUUGGGGCGAGAGGCAGGGUACACCCAAUACUGGUCGCCAGCCAAUUGCAGGGCACACUCAAAAUACACUGGAGAGAUUGCAUUCUGAUGUCUUCAAAGGAAUAUGAGACAAUCCCUGUGAAAAUAUGUUAAGUUGUCCUUUUUACCGUUGAAAUGUUGAAGAGAAGAAAAAGCUGGAAGACAUCUUUUUCUUAGUUUUAAUGACAGCCUGCACAAAACAGCUGCACAGUCAAAGCAGAUGUAAUAUACAGUUGCACUCAACGCUCAUGGUAAAUUAUAUUUAUUUGCAGUUUAUAAAUUUGCUCUAGUUUGCAUUCAACAAACAAACCAACAAAAACUAUUUAAACAAUUCAACACAGCGGUCAAUAAAAUUUUUAAUUGAAAAUUAAUUUAAUUUACAAUGAGGGCUGAUUAUUUUUGUCCUUUGAUACAUUUUAACUGAAAUCAGUCAACAUAUUUUAGAAUAUUUUCAUUUACAUUUUUAAAAACAUUUUUAUGUCAUGAAUAUGUUUAACUCGUCCUUCACAUAUGUUGUUUUUGGGGAACUGAAGACCUGCUGAUCUGAAUGUAUCUUUUUCUACUCAUUUUCUCCAUUGUAGUGCAAUCCUAUGUCUAGUUCGUGCUUUCAGACACAAAAUAAGUUUUUGGACUUCAGAAGGUAACGUUGCCAUAUAUUUUCCACAGGAUAUACCAUAUAAAUUGGUAAAUAGUUCACUGGUUAUGUCAGUGAUUAUUGUGAAGCCAUGCCUUAAACUGGUCUUGGUCCUCGUCAUUCACUGUUGGAGCAUGUGAUGGAGGUCAGAAUGUGCUCCUGUAGCUUCAUGAGAAAAGUUCAAGUGCACUUCAUAUAUACAACUCAAAUGCAGCUUUGCAAAUAUUUUUAAAAAGUGAAAACACUGGACUCAGUGGCAGAGCUACAAUGGAGGUGGUGGCCACCCCACUGGCCAUCUAGACAUUUCGGGUAUCAACUUGUUGCCACCCCUAUGUGAGUAAUGGUCUCACCUUGGCCACCCUAGUGAAAAAUGUCUGGCUCUGCCACUGACUGGACUCUUACGCCCAUUGGAAUUGCUGUAGGAAAUAUGUGCAUAUCCCAUCAUUACCAAGUGAAGUAGCACUGAAGGGAUUUUGCAUUGCUUUUAACAACACAGAUUGGGUUUUGUUUUUCUUUACCAAGGGGUACAAUAGCUUUAUGAUUCUCCUCGUGUUCUGUGCAUUUUUUAUAUUUAUCCUCCUUCUCUUCCUUCACAAAUUGUGGUGUCUGUUUCGUUUUUUUUUUUUACUACUACUAGCACCUUCUGUAAUAUUUCAGCCUGUGGUGCAGUAAAGUUGUACUGUGCAGUAGAACAAUAAAGUCAUCUAUGUAA